Molecule: messenger RNA, 1620 nt
Organism: Adineta steineri
Lineage: Eukaryota; Metazoa; Rotifera; Eurotatoria; Adinetida; Adinetidae
Source: the annotation of a GenBank genome assembly
AUGUCGAUCGAACAAGGAAGCGAAGCUGACCAAGAUACAAGCAAAAGAUUGGUAGAAACCGAAGAAGAGAUUGACUAUCAUAAACAUAGGAAUGUACAAUAUGGAAAACCGUAUUUCGCUGUAUUAUUAGCCGCCUUUUCAUCAUUGGGUGGAUGGUUUUUUGGUUAUGAUCAAGGUGUCACAGGAGGUGUUGUAGUGAUGAGUUCAUUUAAAAACGAUUUCUGUGUUGGUAUAUAUGGAAAUACUAGUGUGUGCGAUCUUCCUGUCGGUGCUUUGCCGUCUGAGUAUCGACGAUUUUUGCUACUUUAUACAUUGCUCUAUAAUGUUGGAUGUUUUUGUGGUGCUGCAUUUAUUUCUUCAUUUGUAGCCGAAAAAUUCGGACGUCGAGCUAUUCUUUUCACCGCCUCAAUUCUUUUUUUCAUCGGUACUUCAAUGGUUAUUUUUCCACCAGGAGGUUCGCAAAAUUUAAUGAUUCUGAUUCUUAUUGGACGCAUUAUUGAAGGGGCAGGUGUUGGCUGUUCAUCAUUUGCAUGUCCAUUAUAUGCUUCAGAAAUAGCUCCAACACAUUUGCGUGGUAUGCUUUCUGGUUUUAUGCAAAUGACUAUUGUCACUGGUUUGUUUCUUGCUAAUGUAGCUAAUUUUCUAUUAAAAAAUCAUCAAUGGGGUUGGCGAUUAUCCAAUGGAAUUAUUUUAAUUGCUCCAAUCACUAUUAUGAUUGGUAUCUUUUUUUGUCCUGAAACUCCUCGAUGGUUAUUCAAGACAAAUGGUCGAGAAUCAGCGAGGAAAAGUUUACAACGUAUCCGUAAAACAACAGAUAUAACAGCGGAAUUAGACGCUAUUGCCGAUGCUAUCAAUGAAGAUGGUAAUCAAAUUUCAACUAAAGAAUUAUUAACAACCAAAAAAAUGCUGCAAAGGCUUGGAAUUGGUAUAGGCUUACAUCUUUUAAAUCAAGGAACAGGUAUUAAUCCCAUAUUUACAUAUGGUGGUAUCAUCUACGAAAGUGUUCUUGGUAAAGGUAUCAUAUCAUUAUUGAUUCUGUCUGGUGUCAAUUUGUUGAGUACUAUUCCAGCCUUGUUUCUAAUUGAUAAACUAGGUCGCCGAAAACUGUUGAUCUUUUUCGGUUUAGGUAUGGUUAUAGGUCAUUUGGUGGCAGCCACUGUAUUCGCUAAAGGUUGCAAGGUACACACAGUCAUGAGAGAAGAAACUGUCAUUUGUAAGACACAUUCUGGUAUACUUAUGCUUGUCUUCACAGGUGUUUUCGUGGCAUUUUAUGCUCUAUCUUGGGGAGCAGUUGUUUGGGUUUAUGUAGCAGAAAUUUUUCCUCUUAAUGUUAGAGCUAAAGCUAUUUCAAUAACCACUGCAAGCAACUGGUGCAUGGGAACUAUCAUGUCCUAUAUAUUAGAAUUGAUUGCACCAUUAGGAAUACACGGUGUCUUUUAUCUUUUUAGUGUUUUAUGUUGCUUAGGUGUUGUAUUCGUUUAUUUUUUAUGUCCAGAAACAAAAGGAAUUUUACUAGAAGAUAUUGAAGAUGUGUUCGAUAAUUUUCGAUCGAGAAAUGGAAAAAUUACAAAACAUCGUAACAAUAAUACCAAAAGGACAGUAAAACAAGAACUAAAAUGA